Molecule: messenger RNA, 892 nt
Organism: Moneuplotes crassus
Lineage: Eukaryota; Ciliophora; Spirotrichea; Euplotida; Euplotidae
Source: the annotation of a GenBank genome assembly
AUUUAAGGCAACCAUCUUGGUCUUAUUGAUUAGAUCGUCCAGUCUUGGAAUGUUCAAAUUGCUGAUUAAAACUUGUGGUCACUGACUUUCUUUAGUCCCCACUACACCAAUGAUCUGAAAGAGGAGGUUAGCCAUUCCUGUAUGUAGUAUGAAGAUCUCUCAUCCCUUUCCUUUAUGCAACAUGCAAUCUUUGAUAACAUUAUGAAUAAGUCCGAUGAAGGUGAUCUCAACUUCAUAACAGUUGAUUACAUUUUCCAUCUGCUCGUUUCCGUCUGCGUAAUCUUGUUCAUUCAUAUCUUGGAUAACCUUCAGGAUUUCGCCCAUGAUCUCAUUAUUGGUAGCUAUCAACUGGGGCAAAAAGAGCCUGUUGAGCUCAGUCAGCAUCUUAUCGUGAUGCAAAGCGGCAAGAUAGCUCUUUCAGACUAAAAUUGCACCGAUUGAUGCAUUCUUACUGGUCCUGGACUCACUCAAGAGACUGAGUAUAUUUUCAGCAAAAGCCUGUGAGAUGCUGAAAUCAUCUUCUGUUCCGUCAAUAGCAUUCUCUCUUUUUCUCUUAGAUACCACAAUUGAUAAGAAAUGGAAAGAGACUUGUCAAAUUUCAUACAGAAAAUUCUUGUUCUGAAGACAGAUUCUCUCAUGCAUCAUAAUAGGAAUCAAGAUCUUAAGAAUUGCCAUCAGUUGUUCUUCAGUUACUUCGAAAGAGAUAUACUUUCUAUUUAAAGUACUCUUUCGCAUAAGUACAGAUUCUCAAGUGAAGAAUUUGAUUUUCCAUCAAACUCUCAUGUGAUAGUAAGUCAAGGAUUGCCUUAGAUUGAGCUCUCGAUCAGCUGUGCUAGAGAUUCCAAGUUGAUUUCUCCUGCUUCCAUUAAAAAUCCAAAUAUUUUAUAACUCA